Molecule: messenger RNA, 353 nt
Organism: Linum tenue
Lineage: Eukaryota; Viridiplantae; Streptophyta; Magnoliopsida; Malpighiales; Linaceae
Source: the annotation of a GenBank genome assembly
UUUUUUUUUUUUAAAGGGUGAACAAUUAUCAACCAUGAGAAGCUCAUCAUCCGCAUUCGCCUUAGUUCUCCUACUCAUUUGUCUCAUCCACGGGAACGAGGUCGUGGCAGAAAGUUAUAAGAAGCUCUGCCAUUUUACUAAUGUCAAAGCGAGCAGCAUGGACGGGUGCACUCGCCAAUCAUGCAACGACGCAUGCCAAGAGAGAUUUGGGCAAUUUGUUCUUGGGUGGUGUGAUUGGAUGGUCUUUUGCUUCUGCUACAAGCCCUGUGGCUGAUAUUCAUUAAGUGAUCAUAUGUAGCUAGAGCUAGCUAGCUAGAAUAAUGUUCAUAAACAGCUAUCUAGUCGAUCAUGAG